Schizosaccharomyces osmophilus is the source of this 342-nucleotide messenger RNA. It is a transcript of the gene rpb9, whose product is annotated as DNA-directed RNA polymerase II complex TFIIS subunit Rpb9. Gene Ontology annotation, molecular function: DNA-directed RNA polymerase activity; nucleic acid binding; zinc ion binding. The transcript is spliced from 5 exons. The record is from RefSeq and is a predicted model, not a curated record. NCBI's taxonomy places the organism in Eukaryota, Fungi, Ascomycota, Schizosaccharomycetes, Schizosaccharomycetales, Schizosaccharomycetaceae. The coding region runs from base 1 to 342 and encodes 113 amino acids. Gene Ontology annotation, cellular component: RNA polymerase II, core complex. Gene Ontology annotation, biological process: maintenance of transcriptional fidelity during transcription elongation by RNA polymerase II; DNA-templated transcription; transcription initiation at RNA polymerase II promoter.
AUGUCAAAUUUUCAAUAUUGUAUUGAGUGUAACAACAUGCUAUAUCCAAGAGAGGAUAAAGUCACCAGAAUUCUUCGAUUAGCCUGCAGAAAUUGUGACUAUUCAGAGGUUGCUGCCAGUAGCAAGGUCUAUCGACAUGAGUUGAUGACAUCGAAUGUCGAAGGUCUUCAUUUCUCUCAAGAUGCUGCAACUGAUUACACCCUUCCACGGACUGAAAAAGAAUGUCCUCGUUGUCACCAUCAUGAAGCCGUUUUCUACCAGAUGCAUUCACGCCGCGGCGAUUCAAGAAUGACGUUGGUAUACGUGUGCGCAGGUUGCGGUUUUGCAUACGAGGAUCAAUAA